AUGUCGGGAGUGCUCGACCCCGAAGCUGGAAUCUUCUAUGGCGUUUGCUGGGUCGUUGUCAUUAUUCGACUUAUUUCGCGAAGAAUACACCGUGGAUCAUGGAAGUCAUUACAAUUGGAUGAUUACCUAAUUCUUGUAGCUAUGGCUACAGACACAGUGCUUAUCGCUAUCAUGCAUCAAAUUGCAAAGACUAGUAGCAACUUGAUACCGCCUGGAGACGAUGUCUCUCAAUACUCCAAGGCUGAGAUCAAGAUGCGUGUAUACGGGUCCAAGCUCGUCUUGGUAGUAGAGCAGAUGCAACUCCUUACGAUAUGGUUGGUCAAGGCCUGCUUGCUCAUAAUGUACAACCGAAUGACGCUCGUUCUGCCGCAACACAAAAUCGUCGUCGCUACCUCUAUCUACGUCGCUGUCGCAUUCGUGGUCAUGGAAGUACUAUAUCUUGGGGUUUGGUGCAGGCCGUUCAACCAAUAUUGGGCAGUACCUCCCAAUUCGAAACAAUGUUCGGCAGCAACCAACCAUCUCAUCACCAACGCAGUCUUCAACAUUUCCAGCGAUUUGAUCAUCCUAAGCAUACCCAUGCCGCUGCUCUUCAAAGUUCGUCUACCUAAGAAGAAUAAGACUAUACUGUUUGUGAUCUUCUGCAUAGGGGCAUUCACUAUUGUUGCUGCAGUUCUCAAUAAGUACUACUCAUUUACGAACCCAUUCGGGACUGAGUGGACGAUCUGGUAUCUCCGGGAGUCAUAUACAGCUAUACUCUGCGCCAACUUGCCCCUCACUUAUCCACUCAUUCAACGCGUCUUUGGCCUAAGAAACUGGAACUCGCACACGUAUAGUGCGGAUAGUCCAUACGGGCCUAGCUCUGUCACACGAGCGCAACAGUCCUCGCAUACCCACGCUUAUUGGCCAGAACCCAGACAACAACAAAUACCUAGAGGCUUUCGGGAUAUCUUCCGACGUACAGAAAGUCAAGAAGACAUGAAUGGCGGUCUGGGGAAACAGAGAGAAGACAACGAUCCACAAUUUAUCACCAGUGCGAUCGAGAUGGAAGACGCGAGAUCACAGCGGGUGUCGAGCUUGAGUACUCCUGCGAGUUGGCGGACGUCUGCAACGACUGAGGGCCCUAAGGAUCACGAGCCAUAUCAUGCUGUUUGA
Molecule: messenger RNA, 1152 nt
Organism: Alternaria postmessia
Lineage: Eukaryota; Fungi; Ascomycota; Dothideomycetes; Pleosporales; Pleosporaceae
Exons: 4
Coding region: 1-1152 (383 amino acids)
Source: RefSeq, a predicted model, not a curated record